AAAGGAGAUUGUUGCUGUUUUCACAAGGACGACGCGUUCUUCCUCUCUCCUUCUCUAUAUUACAAUCUCAUUUCCUUUUCCCCAGAUCAUCAUCAUCAUCAUCAUCAUCAUCAUCAGUACCUGUCUCUGGUCGUACUAGAACCGAGAUCAUCUGUUCUAAUAUCGAUAAUGGCAACGGGAAAUAGAGGAAGACAACUGCCAAAGUUUGGGGAAUGGGACGCGAGUAGUCCAGGCGUUGCCCAAGGAUUCACCGUCAUUUUCAACAACGCUCGUGACGACAAGAAGACCAAGAAAACAGCUGUUGCAGGACCUGAGAGUCUGGUUACACCUCCGAUAAACAAUGAGUCUCAUCAGAAAAACAACAACCAUCAUAACCAUCAGAACAAAAACCAUCAUAAUAAACGUAAUUCCCAUAUCCCACGAGAAAAGAAGAAAUGGCUUUGCUUCCGGUAAAAUAUGGUUCGGGCUCUUUUUUGAAGAAAACACUGAUAAGGAAGCAGAACCGGUGACCGGAGUAGUUUUCAAUCUUUGUUCAUUAUAAGAUGUUGUUGCAAACUUCUUUCUCCUUCGUUGAGUUUCUCUAUUCAACUUUGCUUUGGCUACA
This is a messenger RNA of Brassica oleracea var. oleracea, 604 nucleotides long. RefSeq lists its product as uncharacterized. The transcript has 3 exons. The record is from RefSeq and is a predicted model, not a curated record. Lineage: Eukaryota; Viridiplantae; Streptophyta; Magnoliopsida; Brassicales; Brassicaceae. Bases 169 to 453 code for a protein of 94 amino acids.